GACAGUGAGGCUAGAUGAGACAACACACAAGUGUUUUUCUUCGUGUUGACCAAAGCAUCUCAUUCCAUUUCUAUUUCAUUCUAACUCUUCUUCAUCUUCUUCCUCUGUCUCGCUCUCUCUUCACCUUCAUUGGAUUACACCAGAGAGAUUCAAUUCAUUCUCUCUGGUUAAUCUUAACCAAACCAGAGAGAAAGCAGAACAGAGGAGCCACCCUCAUCCAUUCCAUUCUCUCUCUGUUUCCCCUGCCUCCACCAUCAUGGGCCCUCCUCCUCUUGAUUCCGGCCAUGCCCGUCUUCACGAACUCGGUUACAAACAAGAACUCAAGCGUGACCUCUCGGUCCUUGCAAAUUUUGCAUUUUCGUUCUCCAUCAUAUCAGUGCUCACCGGAGUAACCACCCUUUACAACUCCGGCUUGACCUACGGUGGCCCUGCUUCAUUGGUAUAUGGCUGGCUUAUUGCCUCUGCUUUCACCAUGCUUGUUGCCCUGUCAAUGGCUGAGAUUUGUUCAUCUUAUCCAACAUCUGGUGGUCUUUACUAUUGGAGUGCCAAGCUUGCUGGACCUGGAUGGGCACCCUUUGCUUCCUGGAUUACUGGCUGGUUCAAUAUUGUGGGGCAGUGGGCUGUGACAACAAGCGUGGAUUUUUCACUUGCACAACUGAUUCAGGUUAUCAUUCUCCUUAGUACUGGUGGGAAAAAUGGUGGUGGAUAUGAAGCAAAUAAAUAUGUAACUAUUGCUUUCCAUGCCGGACUUUUAGUCCUACAUGGGAUAAUAAACAGCCUUCCAAUUUCAUGGUUAUCAUUCUUAGGGCAGUUGGCGGCUAUCUGGAAUGUUUUAGGUGUUUUUGUGCUUAUGAUUGCCAUUCCAUCGGUUGCAACGGAAAGGGCUAGUGCCAAGUUUGUUUUCACUCAUUUCAAUACUGAUAACGGUGAAGGAAUCAACAGCAAACCCUACAUAUUUCUCUUGGGGCUUCUAAUGAGUCAAUAUACCCUAACCGGGUAUGAUGCAUCAGCUCAUAUGACAGAGGAAACCAAAGAUGCUGAUAGAAAUGGACCAAAAGGCAUUAUAAGCUCUGUUGGAAUAUCUAUUAUUGUUGGAUGGGGGUACAUACUAGGCAUUACUUUCGCAGUCACUGACAUCCCAUACCUUUUGAAUGAAAAUAAUGAUGCUGGUGGAUAUGCCAUAGCUGAAAUAUUUUAUAUGGCAUUUAAGAGAAGAUAUGGCCAUGGAAUUGGGGGUAUUAUUUGCUUGGCAAUUGUUGCUGUUGCCAUCUUUUUCUGUGGUAUGAGUUCAGUUACUAGCAAUUCAAGGAUGGUUUAUGCUUUCUCAAGAGAUGGGGCAAUGCCACUGUCAUCAUUGUGGCAUAAAGUUAACAAGCAAGAGGUCCCCAUAUAUGCUGUUUGGCUUUCCGUUUUGAUAUCAUUUUGCAUGGCACUAACGUCUCUUGGAAGCAUGGUGGCAUUUCAAGCUAUGGUCUCCAUAGCAACGAUUGGCCUUUACAUUGCUUAUGCCUUACCAAUCUUCUUCAGGGUGACCUUGGCACAAAAACGUUUUGUCCCGGGACCUUUCAACUUGGGUCGUUAUGGCGUCAUUGUAGGCUGGAUUGCGGUUCUUUGGGUGGUGACCAUCUCCAUCCUCUUCUCAUUGCCUGUUUCCUACCCAAUAACCAUUGAGACACUUAACUAUACCCCUGUUGCUGUUGGAUGCUUGCUCAUUCUUGUAGUUUCUUACUGGAUAAUCAGUGGUCGGCGUUGGUUUAAAGGCCCUGUAACCAAUAUACAAGUGAAGUUGUGAACUUGUGUAUUAAAUUGAACUCUUGUUGAAUAUGAUUAUUUUUUGAACCA
Lotus japonicus is the source of this 1842-nucleotide messenger RNA. RefSeq names its product amino-acid permease BAT1 homolog. The record is from RefSeq and is a predicted model, not a curated record. Gene Ontology annotation, molecular function: L-glutamate transmembrane transporter activity; gamma-aminobutyric acid transmembrane transporter activity; L-alanine transmembrane transporter activity. Bases 257 to 1792 code for a protein of 511 amino acids. Lineage: Eukaryota; Viridiplantae; Streptophyta; Magnoliopsida; Fabales; Fabaceae. The transcript has 8 exons. Gene Ontology annotation, cellular component: membrane. Gene Ontology annotation, biological process: transmembrane transport; gamma-aminobutyric acid transport.